GAGGAGGCGGGCCUUGUUGCCUUGGCAACAGUCGGGUAACGCUGAGCAGCCGCCGCAGCAGCCAAUAGAAGCGGGGGGCGGGGCCAGCCGAGUCCAGCGCUGCCACGGUGGGGGCUCGCAGGUGCGCGAUCUUGCUGGCCCCCAGCGCCUGAGAAGCAUGAAGCUCCUAUGCUUGGUGGCGGUGGUCGCGAGUCUGCUGGUGCCCCCAGCCCAAGCCAACAAGAGUUCUGAAGACAUCCGGUGCAAGUGCACCUGUCCGCCAUAUAGAAACAUCAGCGGACACAUUUACAACCAGAAUGUGUCACAGAAAGACUGCAACUGCCUGCACGUGGUGGAGCCCAUGCCAGUGCCCGGCCAUGACGUGGAGGCCUACUGCCUGCUAUGCGAGUGCAAGUAUGAGGAGCGGAGCACCACCACCAUCAAGGUCAUCAUCGUCAUCUACCUGUCGGUGGUGGGUGCCCUCCUGCUCUACAUGGCCUUUCUGAUGCUGGUGGACCCUCUGAUUCGAAAGCCGGAUGCCUACACUGAGCGACUGCACAACGAGGAGGAGAAUGAGGACACUCGUUCUGCGGUGGCCUCGGCCUCCUUCGGGCCCCGGGCGAACACAGUCCUGGAGCGUGUGGAGGGCGCUCAACAGCGGUGGAAGCUGCAGGUGCAGGAGCAGCGCAAGACGGUCUUCGAUCGGCACAAGAUGCUCAGCUAGACGGCGGUGCAGCCAGGUCACCGGGGUGUGGCCAGGUCACGGUCACAGCAAGGACCGCAGGCCGCAGCGGCCCGCCUCCCGGCUGGGCGGAGCCAGGGCCUCUCCUUCCCCUCGGGGCCGCCUUCCCUUUAAAAGGGGCUUCCCUUCAAAAGCCCCAGACAUUUUUCCUUCUCCUUCUCUUUAGAAAUGUCAUGCUUGGCUGGUUAGUUCAGGAAGAAUGAGGGUCCAUGGUCCCUGGUUUGCCUGCUCAGGUGGUCUUUGGGUGGAGGGAAGGGGACGACAGGGCAGGAGGGGCUGGGGGGCGGUCUCAGGACAGGAGCUUCCCCCUGCCACCAUCCCAGCUCAGCCUCACCCUCGCCCUCAGGACGGCCCCGUGGGGUCACACCUGGACACCGUUCCAUGCCCUCGCCUACUCCGCCGCCUGGCCCUGGCUCCACUCCAGAAGCCGGGUGGCGCCCCCGCCCCCGCGCCGGCCUGCAGUUGCCGGGCCUGGCGGGCCCCGAGGCUGUGCUCUGAGCACCUGGGUCCUGCUCUCAGAUCACCACCUGUCCUUGAGCUUCCUUGUACCAGUGCGCGGAGAAAGGUCAUCCUCGCCUUGUCUGUAAAUCAAGGAGGCACCAUUAAACUGUCAUUCUUCUCAC
Messenger RNA from Vicugna pacos (alpaca), 1344 nucleotides. It is a transcript of the gene TMEM9, whose product is annotated as transmembrane protein 9. Lineage: Eukaryota; Metazoa; Chordata; Mammalia; Artiodactyla; Camelidae. The record is from RefSeq and is a predicted model, not a curated record. Gene Ontology annotation, cellular component: lysosomal membrane.